AUGUAUAAUACACUGAAAAAGAAAGUUCUAUUGGUUACAUUUAUUUUAAUAUAUAUAAAUUUAAAAAUAGUUUUUAAUAAAAAAGCUAAUUAUAUUUUUUUUAAAAAACCUAAUUAUAUAAAUGAAGAAGCAUACACAAAAUAUUUUUAUAUUCCUAAAUAUAAAGCAUACCAUAAAAAAAAAAAAAAAAUAAAGAUAUGUAAUUCGUAUAAUGAAUCAAAUAAAAUUAGGCCAGAAAGGAAAAUGGAAUGUUAUGAAUUAAAUAUAAGAAAUGAUAAAAAAUUUCCAAAAUAUGCAAAAAAACCUGCAUGCCCUUUAUCAAAUUUGUUUUAUUUUUCUCCAUUCAAAAAUAUUGUAGAUAGUUUUGAACCAAUAGACUACAAUGUAAAACAAAGAUUGAAAGAAGAAGGUUUUCAAUUUGAAAAUGAAAAGAAGGAAUCAAAUAUUUUUCCAAGUUUAGACGAAAUUAUAAAAAAUGGUGAUCCAUCAACAAAUAUGCAUUUCUAUAGAAGAAAAAAAUUAAAAAGUUUAUUAUAUGGAGACCCUCUUAAAUUUGUUAAGGCAAAAAAAGUGAUAGAAAAAUAUAACAGAAGAGCACCACCAGAGAAACAAAUAAAUUAUGACAUGUUUAGGUGUGAUAUCUAUUACGUUCACUCUGAUGGAACUAUAAUGAAUAUUGAAGAAAAUAGACCUCCAUAUGAUAAAAAAUUAGAAGAAAGUCAAAGAUAUAAAGAACCAAGAUUUCUAAUAACGACUGCGCCAGGGCAUGCUAAAAAAAAUAAUUUAAAGAUUGGUGAUAAAUUUCCUAUAAUAAACGAGAAAGAAAAAAGAAAACUUUUUGACAAUCAUUUUGCAAGGCCAAAAAAAGUUAGAGAUCCAUUAAUCUUGCCAGAUGGAAGAAAAAUUCCUUAA
Plasmodium gallinaceum is the source of this 912-nucleotide messenger RNA. RefSeq names its product conserved Plasmodium protein, unknown function. The record is from RefSeq and is a predicted model, not a curated record. NCBI's taxonomy places the organism in Eukaryota, Apicomplexa, Aconoidasida, Haemosporida, Plasmodiidae. The transcript has 4 exons. The coding region runs from base 1 to 912 and encodes 303 amino acids.